This is a messenger RNA of Aspergillus tanneri, 1632 nucleotides long. RefSeq lists its product as uncharacterized. Gene Ontology annotation, molecular function: metal ion transmembrane transporter activity. Lineage: Eukaryota; Fungi; Ascomycota; Eurotiomycetes; Eurotiales; Aspergillaceae. Gene Ontology annotation, cellular component: membrane. Gene Ontology annotation, biological process: metal ion transport; transmembrane transport. The coding region runs from base 1 to 1632 and encodes 543 amino acids. The record is from RefSeq and is a predicted model, not a curated record. The transcript has 8 exons.
AUGGAAACAUUCAUGAGCCGUCGACAAAGUCCUUCUCCUCACUCGCUUCAUUGGGCAAGAGAUUUUGCUACCCGCCAAGCAACUAGCUACCAUGGCCAGGAUAACCGCCUGAAAAUCGCCGCCAAUGGCUCGAUUCUUGAUGAAUUUUUCAACAGUUGCAAUGUGGACUUGUCACCCCCACAGCGUCACGAGCUCUUAAAGCGGUUCCUUAACAGUGCGGGGGCGCGGUCGUUUCCUGAAGCCGCCAAGUCUGGUCCGAGAGAUAAGCGAGUCCUUGCGAUAGUCGAUGAUCGAUGUGAUCCUUUCACGCAGUUUACGAAUACCCCAGGAAGCACCGGCUUCCUCCCCGUGAGACAGUGGGAGUCAGAGGAGUACAUGCGUCGCCCACCAGAGGGACUGCAUGUUCGGAUCGCAGGUGGGGAUGCGGAUAUGUUGUUCUACCAUCUCAAUAAGGACCGAAAAGGCGUCGCAGAGCGACGAAUUGUAUAUCUGGCGGACCUGACACCACUGAUGGGGCUGGCCUUGGUUUCGAAUGUGUCCUAUGUACAACUCCCACAAGUGCGAUCAUAUCUGUCACGAUAUGUGGCAUUUGACGCCUACAUGGGAGUCUCCCAGGUUGAUAUCUUCCCGACCGAGUCUCAAAGGGGUUUCACACUGGAGUUCCACCUGCCGCACUAUGUUCUUCGCCCUGAUCGACCCGAGUUGCGCGACGGCCGCGGACUUCGAAAGAGUCGCUCUUUUCUACCACCAUCAUCCGGGUCCAACGACCGUAUCUACGAAGCCCAGCUCUCGUUGGUAGUAAUCGGUGUUGACGAGUUCUUCUGGAUGGCAUACUUCAGCGAAGAUUCCUACUUCCGAAAUAGCAACCAGAUUUCGGAAUACCUCCAGGAUAAAACCGAUGGGCCAUCAUUUGGCCUGCGGCUGUGUAAAUUUCCCAUAUGGGAUCCAAGAUACUAUUUUCUUUCAAUUCUUUCUAUCCGAAUGGGCCAGGUAACAAUGGAAUGGAGGGUGUUGGUGGAAACGAUAGAAGGACGUCUCGAUCGGCAUGGCGAAAUAGACGAGGAUAACCUGGAUGAGUUCCUCGAGGACGACCCGUCCCUGCAGAAAACCAAAGAAUUUACGUGGAUCCUGUGUACUUUACGGCGCCUGCGAAACUCCCUGGCAAGGCUGAUCGCCUCCUGGGCAGCGUUUGACCGAAAUAAUAGUGUAUACUUUGAUUUAGACUCGGACGGAGCACUGGCAGCCAAGUUCCGGGAAUGUUUCUUUUCAGUCCGACAAUCUACAGCAGAGCUCAAUACUCUCCAGAUGGUCCUGGAACAGCGGAUUGAAACAAUGGAGAAGAUGGCCAGUGUUUUGGUAAAUGCCUCAUCGUUGGCGGAGAGCAUCACGGCCACUCGGCAAGGAGAUAAUAUCCGGCUAUUAACGUAUAUCACAAUCCUAUACCUACCUGUGACACUUGUGACGAGUGCCUUCAGCAUGAACCAGGUCAGCAAUGACAUCGCCUGGUGGAAGUACUGGGUUUCUCUGUUCUGCCUGACAAGCGCUACAGUGGCUGUAGCGGUUGGACUACAUCUCAUGGUACAUCAGAUGAGGAAUUCGAACAUUCGCAGCAUGCUGGGAUAUACCAGAUGA